ACAGCACCUAAAGGCAGCAAAGCAAACCCCGUGAUUUGGUUGAUCUUUGAACUUAUGAAGACACAAACUGCAGGAAUGAUUUGAUGCACUGAAGAGGAAGAGACACGCGUACAUGUGUAUACCUCUGUUAUAAUAAGCAUUGCAGAAAAGACUUCCUGGUGUCGUGCUGUGUAACAGGAAGCGCAGCUUGUUUAUCAGAAACAGCAGAAAUGUCGCUCCGAUACCCGGACAAAGCUGUCAUCGUGACCGGAGGAUCCAAAGGGAUUGGAAGAGGGAUUGUCAAAGUGUUUGUGGAGAAUGGAGCCAAAGUUGUGUUUUGUGCAAGAGGAGGUGCAGCAGGUGAAGCUCUGGAGGCGGAGUUAAACAAAGCAGGGCCGGGCUCAUGCAAAUUUGUCACAUGUGACAUUUCCAAAGAGGACGACAUAAAGAGAUUGAUCGCAGUCACGGUGGAGCAUUAUGGACACAUUGACUGCCUCGUAAACAACGCUGGGUGGCACCCACCUCAUAAACCCACUGAUGACACCACAGCAGAGGAGUUCAGGGAUCUGCUGAAUCUGAACCUCGUCAACUACUUCUUGGCUUCUAAAUAUGCGUUGCCGUACCUACGACAGCGUCAGGGAAACAUCAUCAAUGUGUCCAGUCUGGUGGCAACCAUCGGUCAAAAAGAUGCUGCACCGUAUGUGGCCACCAAGGGGGCGAUAAUCUCCAUGACAAAGGCGAUGGCUGUGGAUGAGAGUCGUUACAAUGUGAGAGUGAACUGCAUCUCUCCAGGUAACGUGCUGACGCCUCUGUGGGAGGAAUUAGCAGGACAGACACCAGAUGCUGCAGCAGCCAUUAAAACAGGAGAAACCCAUCAGCUGCUGGGUCGUAUGGGGACCGAGGCCGAGUCUGGACUGGCCGCCUUGUAUCUGGCUGCUGAUGCUACUUUCUGCACCGGGAUCGACCUGCUGCUCAGCGGCGGAGCUGAACUCAACUACGGCGUCAAGAGUCAGAUCCCCUCCUGAUCCCCCCUCUCCUCACUGAAUAAACACCGGACAGAUCCCUUAGAUCAUCAAGUAACAGUGUCCUCACUCUCUCUAGAAUAGAUUCUAAAUCAGCUUAUGGCGCCUUCAGUCAUUAUGGGAAAACUCUCUGAGAUUCUCCACCACAUGAACUAUGGUCUGCUACAACAGCUUCUUCUUAUAAAUGUUUAUUUUGCAAGCUUUAACUCAGGUUUAAUGUGCUUAAUUAAUGGGUAAACCUUUUCAUUUGAUUCCAUUUUUUAUAUUAAUUAUAAAACAUUUUUCUCAUUCCCUUUUUUGAUGUAAAACCUUCUUAUCUUGUCUUCUUAUAUGUUUUGUCAAGUUUAAACUUUGCCUGUUUUUUCAUUUGAAUUUGUCUGCCUUUUAUUUUGAAGCUCAUUGACUCCAUAUGCCUGUUGAAUGAAAUGUGCAAUAUAAAUAUAUUUGACUUG
Messenger RNA from Anoplopoma fimbria (sablefish), 1453 nucleotides. It is a transcript of the gene hsd17b14, whose product is annotated as hydroxysteroid (17-beta) dehydrogenase 14. Gene Ontology annotation, molecular function: estradiol 17-beta-dehydrogenase [NAD(P)+] activity. The record is from RefSeq and is a predicted model, not a curated record. Bases 210 to 1004 code for a protein of 264 amino acids. The transcript has 9 exons. Gene Ontology annotation, cellular component: cytosol. Gene Ontology annotation, biological process: steroid catabolic process. Lineage: Eukaryota; Metazoa; Chordata; Actinopteri; Perciformes; Anoplopomatidae.